UCGCCAUCGAAACCACAUUCAUCGGUAAAGGAAGAGCGUUUUGCCUGUGAAAUUUGCGGUCAGGAAUGCGGUAAUCGAGAGAUUUUGCAUCAGCAUCUGUUGCAACAUACGCUUGGUGGACUUCUACCGCCGAAUUUGCCGUUCAAUUUGCUACAGCUCAGCGCUCUUCAGGCCACCCAACCAACACAUCCGCCGGCCGGCAGCAGCAGCAGCGAUGUGGAACUUGGGGCCAGUAGCAGUUCAUCGAUAAUAAUCACACCACCGACACGUCCAACGAAAAAGCAAUCGAAUACGUCGGGGAAAAACUAUUGCGAUGUGUGCAAUAAAGAGGUGUGCAACAAGUAUUUUUUGCGAACACAUAUGCUCAAAAUGCAUGGUAUUGUGAUCGAUGAAAAUAAACUGGUAAUCGCCAAUAUCGAUACAAAUGAAAGGGAAAAAGAUGGGUCAAUCGCUUUUCGGUAA
Gongylonema pulchrum is the source of this 462-nucleotide messenger RNA. The record is from the annotation of a GenBank genome assembly. Lineage: Eukaryota; Metazoa; Nematoda; Chromadorea; Rhabditida; Gongylonematidae.